AUGUCUCAUUCCAUUGGGACCCCUCUGUCUGAGGGCAAUGGAAUUUCUAAGAUCGAUGAAAAGGUUCCCGUCUACAGCACGGAAAUCAAGAAUAGCGAUUUGGAAAAUGCCGUCGAACAGCUGGGUGAAAUCCAGAACUUCGAACAAGGCCUCAAGCAGCGUCACAUUCAAAUGAUUGCCCUGGCUGGUACUGUCGGUACUGGUCUUUUCUUGAGUUCUGGAAAGGCCAUCGCAACUGCCGGUCCUUUGGGAGCUUUCCUCGGUUAUGGUAUUAUCGGUUGUGCUGUUUCCAGUGUUGUCUUUGGUGUUGGUGAGAUGGGAUCUCUCGCUCCGCUCAACGGUGGUAUCAUUCGUUACGCAGGCCUCUUCUGCGACCCCGCCCUCGCCUUCGCCGAUGGUUGGAACCAGGUUUACGCAGAUAUCGUCUCUAUUCCCGCUGAAAUUGUCGCCGCCUCUGUCAUCGUCGAGUUCUGGAUUACCGUCAACAAUGCCAUUUGGAUUUCUGUCUUCAGUGUUCUGAUGCUUUCAACUGCACUCAUGUUUGUUCGUGUCUACGGAGAGCUCGAGUUCAGUUUCUCCAUCUUGAAGAUCAUGCUUAUCAUUGGAAUCAACAUUAUGGCUUUGGUCAUCACCUGUGGUGGUGGACCCGAUCAUCAGUCCAUUGGCUUCAGGUACUGGCACAGUCCUACCGGUCCUUUCGUUCAGCAUCUUGGCGUUGCCGGUUCCCUUGGUCAAUUCCUCGGAUUCUGGCAGACUUUCAAUAACGCUCUCUAUGCUUACUCCGGCAUCGAGAACAUUACAGUUGCUGCCGCCGAGACUCAGAACCCCCGACGUGCUAUUCCCAUGGCUGCUCGACGUAUCUUCAUCCGUAUCUUGCUCUUCUACGUGUUGACCAUCUUCAUGGCUACCCUCUGUGUCUCAUCCGCCGAUGAACAUCUUCUGCGAUCCACUGGUACUGCCGCACGGUCUCCCUUCGUCAUUGCCGCCCGCGCUGCUGGAAUCAAGGUCGUGCCAUCGAUCAUCAACGCCGUUGUCAUCACCUCGGCCUGGUCAUCUGGAAACUCUACACUGCUCGCCGGAUCUCGUAUCUUGUACGGUAUGGCCGUUCAAGGCUUCGCUCCCAAGAUCUUUACCAAGCUCAACCGCUUCUCCAUUCCCUGGGUCGCUGUCUCUCUCUACGGUGUCUUCAUGGCCCUUGGUUACAUGACACUGCAAAGUUCGGCCAGCACCGUGUUCAGCUGGCUCCAGGAUCUCGUGUCCAUUGCCACCUUGGUCAACUGGACUAUUAUUUGCGUGACCUACCUACGAUUCUUCUACGGAUGCCGGAAGCAGGGUAUUGACCGACACAAAGAGCUCCCAUGGGCAGCUCCCUUCCAGCCCUGGGGUACAUGGGCCUCUUUGAUUUUGUUCAUCAUUAUCUUCUUUACUGGUGGUUACUCUACCUUCAUGCACGGCCAUUGGGAUACUGAGACCUUUGUCUCCUCUUACUUCAACCUACCCUUCAUCCUCCUCGUUUAUUUCGGUUACAAAUUCUGGAAGAAGACAAAGAUUAUCCCCCUGGAGGAUAUCCCCAUCCGUCCCUUCAUUGAAGACUUCCAAAACAACCCCGAGCCCGAGCCGGAACCCAAGAAGGGCUGGCAGAAGCUAAAUAUUCUUUGGUCAUAG
Messenger RNA from Penicillium taxi, 1665 nucleotides. RefSeq names its product aromatic amino acid and leucine permease. Gene Ontology annotation, cellular component: membrane. Gene Ontology annotation, biological process: amino acid transmembrane transport. Lineage: Eukaryota; Fungi; Ascomycota; Eurotiomycetes; Eurotiales; Aspergillaceae. Bases 1 to 1665 code for a protein of 554 amino acids. The transcript has a single exon. The record is from RefSeq and is a predicted model, not a curated record. Gene Ontology annotation, molecular function: amino acid transmembrane transporter activity.